AAAAAAACUUCCCCCAUAUAUAAAAGAAGAAGAAAGAAAAGUAGUGAUUGAUGAAAUUUGGAGAUGAUGGGCAUUAAAACAUGGGUGAUCUUCAUCUCUCUCACAACCACAGCAAGCUCCCAAUACUCAGGCCAUUCAUGCUCCACCACCGGCAACUACACCCGAGAAAGCCUUUACAGAGCCGACCUCAACGCCCUCCUCGCCUCCCUCUCCUCUACCAACGCCACCUUCUACAACGCCUCCGCCGGCCAAGCCAACGCCGCCGCCCUCUGCCGCCCCGACAUCCAGCCCACCACCUGCCGCGGCUGCGUCAAGAUCGCCGCCGCCGACGUCCUCGCGCAGUGCCCCGACCAGCUGGAGGCCGUCGUCUGAUAUGAAUACUGCACGCUGCGAUACUCCAACCACUCCUUCUUCGGACAACUGGCCACCGAUCCCCAACACAUAAUCUUCAACAAAUUGAACGGUUUCACGAGUCAGGAGGCGAGGGCGGCGCUGCUCGACGAUCUCCGCUCCCGGGCCGCCGCCGGAGGGUCGGUUCUGAAGGCGGCCGCCGGGAGCAGGGCGGCCGGCGGAUCCAACCAGACGGUUUUCGGGCUGGUGCAGUGCUCGCCGGAUUUGUCGGCGGAGAAUUGCUCGAGGUGCCUGGCCGAGGCCGCCGCCGUUAUUCCGGCUUGCUGCGAUGCGUUGGUAGGCGUUAGAGUGUACACGCCGAGUUGCACUAUUCGUUACGAGCUUUCGGAUUUCUAUAAUGAGACGAGGCUGCAAGAACUGAUUGCAGCGUCGCCGCCGCCCAUUGCAGGGAGUGAUGGUGAUGCUAAUAAAAUUAGGAAUAUCGUCAUUAUCGUCGUAUCCAUUGUUUCUUUCCUAACCCUAGCAUUCUUUCUAAGAAAGAAAACGAAAAAACAUGAGACAACCGAGGAUCCCAACGUCGAAUCCAUACAAUAUGAAUUUCACAAGAUUAAAGCUGCAACAAACAAUUUCUCUGAUGCUAACGCUCUGGGGCGAGGUGGAUUUGGGAUUGUUUACAAGGGCAAACUUGAAAAUGGAAAAGAAAUAGCAGUGAAAAGAUUAUCAAGGGAUUUAGGGCAAGGCGAGGGCGAGUUCAAGAAUGAAGUGUUGUUGGUAGCAAGGCUUCAACAUAGGAAUUUGGUUAGACUCUUAGGUUUCUCCACACAAGGAAUUGAGAGGCUUCUUGUCUACGAGUUCGUGCCAAAUGGAAGCUUAGACAAUUUCCUAUAUGAUGGAGUGAGCUUAGAUUGGGACAUGCGUUUCAAGAUCAUCGGGGGUGUUGCACGAGGACUUCUUUAUUUACACGAAGAUUCAAGGCUUCGUAUAGUCCACCGCGAUCUCAAGCCUAGUAAUGUGCUACUUGAUCAAGAUAUGAACCCUAAAAUCUCGGAUUUUGGUCUUGCUAAACUAGUCAUGCCAGAUUUCACUCAAGAGAGUGCCAGCAGGAUUGUUGGGACCUAUGGAUAUAUGGCACCAGAAUAUGCAAUGCAAGGCCGUUUCUCGAUCAAAUCGGAUGUGUAUAGUUUGGGUGUGCUCAUUCUUGAAAUUGUGAGCGCCCAAAAACGGAUAAUGCAAAAUGGAGGGGACCUUCUCACUCAUGCAUGGAGAAAUUGGCGGGAGGGAACAAGUGGUAACAUAAUAGACCCUACAUUGAUGGCUACAUCGAAAUCGCAUCCAGACAUGCUGAAAUGUGUUCACAUUGCUCUCUUAUGUGUUCAACAAAACCCCGAUGAUAGGCCGACGGUCGCGUCUGUGGUUCUGAUGCUCAACACUUGCUCGUCUCUAACUCUGCCUUUGCCUUCUCACUCCCAACAUUACGUUUCUCAUAUAUCCGCCUAGCUACCUCAACACAUGCUCAAAUGGACCAUCUCAUGAUUUCUUCAAAUCCCACAAAUACUACCAAUCGCGGAUAGCUAAAUUAUUUAUUCAUAUGGAGCCCAAUUCUCAAUCUUCAGUGGGAUAGUGUGAUCACAUAACGUAUCAUGAAUUCAAAAUGUAAGAUGUCAUUUUUGGAUAUAUAUAUAUA
Molecule: messenger RNA, 2035 nt
Organism: Salvia miltiorrhiza (redroot sage)
Lineage: Eukaryota; Viridiplantae; Streptophyta; Magnoliopsida; Lamiales; Lamiaceae
Product: cysteine-rich receptor-like protein kinase 44
Exons: 7
Coding region: 1264-1848 (194 amino acids)
Biological process (GO): protein phosphorylation
Molecular function (GO): ATP binding; protein kinase activity
Source: RefSeq, a predicted model, not a curated record